Messenger RNA from Candida tropicalis MYA-3404, 2127 nucleotides. RefSeq names its product Amo1p (gene AMO1). The coding region runs from base 1 to 2127 and encodes 708 amino acids. Lineage: Eukaryota; Fungi; Ascomycota; Pichiomycetes; Serinales; Debaryomycetaceae. The transcript has a single exon. Gene Ontology annotation, biological process: amine metabolic process. The record is from RefSeq and is a predicted model, not a curated record. Gene Ontology annotation, molecular function: quinone binding; primary methylamine oxidase activity; copper ion binding.
AUGGAAAGAUUAUCCCAAUUAUCAAUGCAUGCAACAGCAUCAGUUGCUCCACCACCACGUCCAGCUCAUCCUUUAGAUCCUUUGACUCCUGCUGAAAUUAGAUCAGUUUCUUCAAUUGUUAAAUCUAAAUAUAUUGGAAAAGCUAUUAAUUUCAAUACUGUUACUUUAAGAGAACCAAUUAAAAAAGCUUAUUAUGAAUGGAAAGAAAAAAAGGGUCCAUUACCACCACGUUUAGCUUAUUAUGUUAUUGUUGUUGAUGGAGAUUCUGGAGUUCAUGAAGGUAUUGUUGAUAUUGGUGCUCAACAAUUAAUUGAAAUGAAACAUACUGAAGGUGUUCAACCAAUUUUAACUCCAAGUGAUUUACAAGUUACUGAAGAUAUUAUUAGAAAAGAUCCUGAAGUUCAAAGACAAUGUGAAUUAAGUGGAGUUCCAAAAAAUUCUAUGCAUCAAAUUUAUUGUGAUGCUUGGACCAUUGGUUAUGAUGAAAGAUGGGGUGCUUCAAGAAGAUUACAACAAGCUUUAAUGUAUUGGAGAUCAGAUGAAGAUGAUUCUCAUUAUUCUCAUCCUUUGGAUUUUUGUCCAAUUGUUGAUAUGAAUGCUGGUAAAGUUAUUUUCAUUGAUAUUCCAUCAAGAAGAAGACCACUUUCUAAACAUAAGCAUUCUAAUUAUCAUCCAAAACAUAUUGCUGAAAAAUUUGGUACUGCUGAAAAUCCUUCUGGUUUUAGACAAGAUGAUCAUCCAAUUAAUAUUACUCAACCAAAUGGAGUUUCUUUCAGUAUGGAUAAUAAUGUUAUGACUUGGUCAAAUAUGACUUUCCAUAUUGGUUUCAAUUAUCGUGAAGGUAUUGUUUUAAGUGAUUUCACUUAUAAUGAUCAUGGUAAUGUUAGACCACUUUUCCAUAGAAUUUCUCUUUGUGAAAUGGUGGUUCCAUAUGGUUCUCCAGAUUUCCCUCAUCAAAGAAAACAUGCUCUUGAUAUUGGUGAAUAUGGUGCUGGUAAUAUGACUAAUCCAUUAUCCCUUUCUUGUGAUUGUAAAGGUGUUAUCCAUUAUUUGGAUGGUCAUGUUGUUGAUAAAUCAGGUGAUGCUGCUACUAUUAAAAAUGCCAUUUGUAUUCAUGAAGAAGAUGAUGGUAUUUUAUUUAAACAUUCUGAUUUUAGAGAUGAUUUCCAAACUGCUGUUACUACUAGAGGUAAAAGAUUAAUUAUUUCUCAAAUUUUCACUGCUGCCAAUUAUGAAUAUUGUGUUUAUUGGAUUCUUAGACAAGAUGGUACUAUUAAAUUAGAAGUUAGAUUAACUGGUAUUUUAAAUACUUUUAUUUGUGCUGAUGAUGAAGAUAUUGGACCAUGGGGUACUGUUGUUUAUCCAAAUGUUAAUGCUCAUAAUCAUCAACAUUUAUUCUCAUUAAGAGUUAAUCCAAGAAUUGAUGGUGAUAAUAAUUCAGCUGCUACUAGUGAUGCAAAACCAUCUCCAUUCCCAACUGGUUCUUCACAAAAUAUGUAUGGUAAUGCAUUUUAUUGUGAAAAGAAAACUUUUAAAACAGUUAAAGAUUCAAUAACUAAUUUUGAAAGUUCAACUGCUAGAACUUGGGAUAUGUUUAAUCCAUCUUCUAUUCAUAAGUAUUCUGGUAAACCAGCUACUUAUAAAUUAGUUUCAACAUUUUGUUCUCCAUUAUUAGCUCAAGAAGGUUCAUUAGUUAGAAAAAGAGCACCAUGGGCAGCAAGUCAUACUCAAGUUAUUCCAUAUGUUGAUGAAAAUUAUGGUUAUGGUAGAUUAUAUCCUUCUGGUGAUCAUGUUGCUCAAUGGAGUGGUGAUGGUUCAAGAGGUAUGAGAAAAUGGAUCGGUGAUGGUUCUGAUAAUGUUGAAAAUAAAGAUAUUUUAUUCUUUCAUACUUUUGGUAUUACUCAUUUCCCAGCUCCUGAAGAUUUCCCAGUUAUGCCAACUGAAAUUUUUGAAUUAAUGUUAAGACCAAGAAAUAUUUUCAAUGAAAAUCCUGUAUUGGAUGUUAAACCUUCUUAUGCUAGAACUACUAAAGAAGUUAAAGCUGGUGUUGCUGCUUCUCAUUUACUCGAAGAUAAAACUUCAAGAUUAGCUUUCAAUGGUCAAGGUGGUUCUUGUUGCAAGAAAUAA